This is a messenger RNA of Gastrolobium bilobum, 678 nucleotides long. RefSeq lists its product as uncharacterized. The record is from RefSeq and is a predicted model, not a curated record. NCBI's taxonomy places the organism in Eukaryota, Viridiplantae, Streptophyta, Magnoliopsida, Fabales, Fabaceae. The coding region runs from base 1 to 678 and encodes 225 amino acids. The transcript has a single exon.
AUGGCACCCUACGAAGCAUUGUACGGUAGGAGGUGCAGAAGCCCAUUAUGUUGGAAUGAUUUUCGAGAAGAUGGCAUUGUGGGUCCAGAUAUGAUUCAAGAAUCGAGGGAACAAGUUAAAGUGAUUCAAGAAAAGAUGAAAACAGCUCAGGAUCGACAAAAGUCUUAUGCAGAUCAACGGCGACGACUAGUAGAAUUCGAGACUGGAGAAAAAGUAUUCUUAAGAGUAUCACCGAUGAAGGGGGUGAUGAGAUUUGGAAAGAAAGGCAAGUUGAGUCCAAAGUAUAUUGGCCCAUAUGAGAUCAUUGAGCGAAUUGGUGAAGUGUCAUACAGACUAGCUCUUCCAAAGGAAUUGGAGAAUGUACACGAUGUUUUCCACGUAUCUCAACUCGGAAAUUAUAUAUCAGAUCCUUUGUACAAGCUUCAGCCUGAGUCUAUCAAGAUAGAUCAGAAUCUCACAUAUGAAGAACGUCCUGUAGGAAUUCUUGAUAGAAGUGAAAGAAUUUUGAGAAAUAAGUCAAUCAAACGAGUUAAAGUUUUGUGGAGGAGUCAAAAGGUAGAAGAAGCAACAUGGGAGGUAGAAGACGAUAUGCGCAAUAAAUACCCGUUUUUAUUUGAAGAGGGUACACAAUUAAGUUUCGGGGACGAAACUUUUCUUUUAGGGAGAGGUAAGAGUUAG